This is a messenger RNA of Serpula lacrymans var. lacrymans S7.9, 408 nucleotides long. RefSeq lists its product as uncharacterized. The record is from RefSeq and is a predicted model, not a curated record. NCBI's taxonomy places the organism in Eukaryota, Fungi, Basidiomycota, Agaricomycetes, Boletales, Serpulaceae. The coding region runs from base 1 to 408 and encodes 135 amino acids. The transcript is spliced from 3 exons.
AUGGACAAUUACACAACUCAAGUAGGAGAAGGAUUUCAUCAAGAGGUCCGUGAGGCGUACAAGCAGACAAAUUGCAAGAACACUGACCCACAAAUGGCCCGGAUUGAUGAAAACCAGGAGGCCAUUGCCCGCAUACAGAUGCUUGUUGACAAUAGCAAUUUGGAGGAGGCUCAAUUUCAAGACCAUGAGACUCACUCAUCCCAGUACGGCUCAGCAAAUCCAACAAACCUCGCUGAAGACCACUACAAGUUUGGUUCACCUACAAAAUUCUGCAACACAAUGACACUGGAGGCAGAUCGGGGAUGGCGGGGCUUCAAUAGGAUGGCACGGAGAUUUUUUGCUGCAGAAGUUGCAGGUGCUAAAGUCGGAGAGGGGCCAAUCAAAAUUUUACCAUAUCUGUUACGAUAA